GUCGCUGCGGGGCCGCUCAGAGCGUGCGGCGGCUCCGCAGAGGCCACCUCUCCCCGGUGUCCCCGCCGCCAUGGGGACAGCGUCUCCCCGACGCGGGCUGCUCCUGGCUGCGCUCUGCCUGCUGGCCUCCCACGGCGGGGCAGAGGCUUUCCUGAUCACCACCCCGUACUCGCUCUGCGUCUGCCCCGAGGGCCAGAACGUCACCCUGACCUGCCGGGUCAGCGGCCCCCUGGCCGAGCGCCACGACCUGCUCUACAAAACCUGGUACUUCAGCAGCACGGGCGACCGCAGCUGCUCCGACAAGAGGCACAUCCGCAAUGUCACCGAGAGGGAGCUGCGCCACGAGCUCAGCAGGCACCGCGAGCCGCCGGGCAACAGCUCCCAAAAAUCCCCGCCGGGGGGACAGAGCGGCCACCACGGCGUGGAGUUUGUCCCUGACCACCACGGCGCCUUCCACAUCGUGGUGAUGAACCUGACGCUGCAGGACAGUGGGAAUUACUGCUGCUACGCCGUGGAGGUCAGGAGGGAAGGCCACGGCAAGCCCCACAGCCUGCAGGUGGCUCACGGCUUCGUGGAGCUGCAGAUCCAGCGAGGCAAAGGAGGGCUUCAAAACUGCACAUUUCACACUGCCACCGGCAAAGACAUCACGGCCGCCGCGCUGGCCACGGGCGCCUGCAUCGUGGGCAUCCUCUGCCUGCCCCUCAUCCUGCUCCUCAUUUACAAGCAGAGACAAGCUGCCAGCAGCAGACGUGCCCACGAACUUGUCAGGAUGGAUAGCAGCGCCCAGGGCAUCGAGAACCCCGUGUUCGAGGCGGCGCCGCCGGUGGGCGCGGAGCCCCGGCCCCGGCCCCAGCUCUCCUACGUGGCCAGCAGGCUGCCCUCCGAGUCCGGCCGGCACCUGCUCUCCGAGCCCAACACGCCCCUGUCCCCGCCCGGCCCCGGGGACUGCUUCUUCCCCACCCUGGAUCCUGUUCCCGACUCACCAAAUUCCUUGAAAGCCUAAAGACCCCAGAGGAAACCACAUCCAGCAGACCACGCCAUGCUCACCAGGACAACAGCCCCAGGAGGGUGGCGGGGCCAGGGACAGCAAUGCCUUAAGAAAUGAAGCUGUGUGCAGGAUCCCUGCCCUUGUCUGCCAUCCUGCCUCUGCUCUGGGACUGAAAGUGAACCUCUCUCGCUUGGGUUUCAAUUUUUAACUACCUGUUUCCAUGGAGAAGUGCAUGGCUCUCUACUGCUCACAUUUUACAGACUAGCUGAAAAUUGAGGAUGUGGGGAUGGAAGGAUGUCCUGCACCUGCAGACCUCCCUGAGGAUUAACUUAUUGCCAGGGUCUAAGCUCUGCAACAUCAACACAUUUCUGGAUCCUUGACUGAACAUCCUCUCUGGGAGUGGAUGGUAAAAUACUUUAUUCAGCAUGGAACAAAACAGGAUCACCAGCCAACUUUGUACUACCUUUUUCUUUGCAAAACAGGAAGGGGAGAGGCUCCCUGCUGCCACCAGAGCCCUCUCUCUUUACCAGCCUUUUGAAAUGGCCAUGGACUUGUGAUGCUGCUGCCUUUUCAGCAGGACACAUGUUGGGACAAGCCUUAUUUCUGCUGCAGUUUUAUCCUUGGCUUGGGAUGAGGGCAAUUUAUCUUUCUGUUUGUUUCAUUAUCAGUGCUGAUUAAAAGGAAAAAAGGA
This is a messenger RNA of Prinia subflava (tawny-flanked prinia), 1679 nucleotides long. It is a transcript of the gene VSIR, whose product is annotated as V-set immunoregulatory receptor. The coding region runs from base 71 to 1003 and encodes 310 amino acids. Lineage: Eukaryota; Metazoa; Chordata; Aves; Passeriformes; Cisticolidae. Gene Ontology annotation, biological process: negative regulation of alpha-beta T cell activation; regulation of immune response. The transcript has 7 exons. The record is from RefSeq and is a predicted model, not a curated record. Gene Ontology annotation, cellular component: plasma membrane.